Messenger RNA from Rotaria sp. Silwood1, 3084 nucleotides. NCBI's taxonomy places the organism in Eukaryota, Metazoa, Rotifera, Eurotatoria, Philodinida, Philodinidae. The record is from the annotation of a GenBank genome assembly.
AUGAUGACGACAACAAUAACAACAGAAAUCUCGGAAAUUGAUCAUAAAGUUUCAUCAGAACAAUAUCGACUUCAAACAUUUGAAAAUCUAACAUAUUUUCCAUCAAUAACACGUCGUCAAUUAGCUCUUGCUGGUUUUAUUUAUCGAAAUAAUAAAUGUGUAUGUCCACAAUGUGGUGUUUGUAUAAAUCUUGAAGCGAUCGAUGAAGAUUGUGAAUAUACUUCAAAUUAUUUUCGAAAAUUACAUCGACAAAAAGUUUCAUGUCUUGGAAAACGUUGUUCUUUUUUAUUAUGUGAAUCAGGUACAAAUAUUGAUGAUCUUCAUCCACCAUUAUCAUCUCAACAACAACCACAAUGGGAUGAUGCUGAAGAACCUGAAUAUAUGAAUUAUAUAGCACGUCUUCAAUCAUUUGAAUCAUGGCCUGCAUCACAAGAAGAAAUUAAUGGAACACAAGAAACAUUUGUUACACCACAAACAAUGGCUAAACAUGGAUUUUAUUUUUCAGGAUUUAAUGAUAGUGUAACAUGUUUCUAUUGUGGUAAUACUUUAGUUGAUUGGUCAUCAGCAAUACAUUCUACAAAUCCAAAUAUUGUUGAACUUGAACAUGCACGUUUUUUUCCAUGUCGUUUUAUUAUUUAUACAGCUGGUGUCAAAUUUGUUACUAAUGCUGGAUAUUUUCAAAAAAUUUCUGCUCAAGAACGAUCUAAUCGUAAUCCUAUGAUAUCAAAGUCUCUAACUACAUCUAAAAGUAUUGAAAAAAAACCUCAAACAAUUGAUGAAUGUUUAGCAACAUUUGAAAAAUGGCCUCGAAAUGCUCCUAUACCAGCUGAAUCAUUAGCUGCUGCUGGAUUUUAUUAUUUAGGUGAAGAAUUACGAGUUAAAUGUUUUAUGUGUGAUCUUGAAGUUAAUGAUUGGCAUUAUGGUAUGACUGCUAUUAGUACACAUCGUGAACUUAAAAGUGAUUGUCAAGUACUACUUGCAUUGGAUAGUAUUAUAAGUAGUAAUAUAGAUACAGUUAAUGAAAAAUGGCGUCUUGAAACACUUCUUAGUUUACCAUUUAGUGAAACAAAUACAAAUGAUCCUAAUCAAUAUAAAAAUGAUCAACGUUUAUGUUCUGAAUUAGCUGCAUGUGGUUUUUAUCGUGUUAAAAAUACAAAAUUAAUUCGUUGUGCAUAUUGUGAUGUAACAAUUGAACCAAAAUUAGGUCAAUCAAUUAUGUCACAACAUCGUUAUUUAACUAAACAAUCAAUUAAAAAAAAAACAACAACAACAAUAACAAAUAAUCCACACAAAGGACCAAUAGUUGAUUGUCUUAUAGUACGUGCACAAUGUCCAGCUAAUAUUGUUAUACCACAUCGAAAAAGUUUUCCAGAAUAUCCAGAAUAUCAAUCAAUAUUUGAUCGUAUUAAGUCAUUUAAUGAUUCUAAACAACUACAACGAGCUGGCGAUUAUUCUAUACGUGAUAAAGCAGAAGCUGGAUUUUUUCUUGAUAAACAAGGACGUAUGCGAUGUUUUCUAUGUGGUAAUGCAAUACUAAUUAGUGAUAAAAUACGACGAGAAAAAUAUUCACAAUAUAAUAUGGCACAAUUGCAUGCUCAUUUCUAUCCGACAUGUGAAUGGGUCAAAGAAAUACUAGGUGUUAAAUAUAUUGCACAAGUGCUUUAUGAUCAAAAGACUUCAUGGUCAUCGUCUAAUACCGAAUGUACAUAUAUAUCCGAUGGAUUCGAAGACUUAUCAGACGAUGAAGACCUUGAAACCAUAGCUAAACCACCUACUACCUUUGUUAGUAAAAAUAUUCCACUUUCACCAUCACCAGCUCCAUCAGCAUCUCUACAGUCACCUUCUGUACCUGCAUCACCAAAUGAACCAUUAACAACAUUCGGAGCUGAAGAUUGUUCAGAUCCUGUCACUAGUAAUGGUCAUAGUCAACUGACAUCGGCUAUUAUAUCAAAGAUAAAUCCAUUUGUACAAAUUCAGCAAGAACAAACAAAGCUUCCACAUACAGAAGACAGUGGCUCACCAGAAAUAUCAUCUUCAAUUGUACAUGUGUCAUCUAUAUCCUCGCCAGUUGACAUACGCUCUGUACUCGCAUAUGAAUCAAAUCGUUUAGAUACAUUUACAGAACAUAAUCGUGAAACAUUUGCACAAGUUCCUGUUGCCCAUCUUGCUUAUGUUGGAUUUUUUUUAAAUGCUGAAGGUACUGCUAUUCAAUGUCCAUGGUGUGAAGUCUGUUUAACUGAAAAACAAUAUGAAGAUAUUGUGCGUACCAGACCAACUAUUGUUGGUUCUGUGUUAAGUAAUGAACCAUGGACACCAAUGCGUGUACAUCGAUAUGCAAAUGCAAAAAUGAUGAAUCGAACUCGUCCAUGGUGUACAUGGGUUAGACGAGAAGUCGGUGGACUUUAUUCAAAUGUUAAAAUGUUAAAAAAUCAAUUGCUUUAUCCAGAAUAUCCAUCUUAUUCAAGUAUUGAAAAACGUAUUAAAUCAUUUACAUCUGAUUGGAGUUAUCCAAGCGGUACUCUUCUUUCAAAUCAAAUGAUGGCCGAAGCUGGAUUUUUCUAUCUGGGUCAAGAUACUGUUUGUUGUUAUUAUUGUGGUAAUCUAUUACAAGAUUUUGAACCACGUGAUUGUCCAUUUGACGAACAUGCAACAUUUUAUCCACGUUGUGAUUUCAUCCAAAACGUACGCGGUCCUGAUUAUGUCAAUCAAAUAAUAUCAGAAUGCGAACGAAUUCCACAAGGACGAUUCAAAAUUGAAGUACGUGGUGAACAAAUAAUCAAACGUAUUAUAUAUGAUAAAAGUCGUGCAACACAACGUAAAACUGGACGUGCACCAGUAAAUCGAAAGUCUUUAUUUCCAUCUCGUUCAUUCAGUUUAGAUAUCGCAUCUUCUGAAUUAACAGAUGAUGCUUGUCUUCUAUGUGACGCAAAUCCAGCUACACAUGCAUAUGAUCCUUGUCAACAUUCUCCAAUGUGUGAAGAAUGUUCUGGUCGUUUAAAUGAAGAACAACUUCGAAAAUGUAUAGUUUGUUCUCAACCAGCUACAAUACGUUUGCGUGUACUAAUUGAGCCACGUACCAGCUGA